GGAGGAACAGGCACAAAUUUUUGGGGAAAAAAAACGGAUACAGAAACAGAGUGAACAAACUUGAUUCUCUGGGAAUCCGAUUAAGGACGUGAGCUUCAUCUGAAAUCAUCCAUUAGAACUUCUUCCCUGGUAAUCCCAUUACGACUGGGUAAACUCUCGAUGGUAUUGGUUUUGACAUAGGAGUUGGUUCGAUUGCAUGGUUUGAAGUUCCGAUCGAGGUUUAGUCGUCCGGUCAAGGUUCCAGGUCCUGGUCCUUGGCAUUGCAUAUACUCAGUUUCAUUGUUGUUGGGUCUUCGUUCAUUUUGCUGUGUCGGCUCGAUUCAAUUUUGGAAAGGAAUUUCAGCUAUACAGAAGAUUACAGACAUGUUCGGAAAGAUUUGAUUUUCUUGAUCAGCUAUUGACAGCAAGUUCCCCAGAGGGUGUCAUGGGGUUGAGCAAAACUGAAGUGAACUUGAAGAGGUUACUUGUAACUGCACCACAGCAGCAAAAUCAAGCAAAGCUUAUACAUUAUGUUGCCACUUUGCGGGAACUACUGGAGCAGUUGGCUGACGAGAGGAAUUCUGAUGGAUUACCAAGGGUUUCAAAAGCCAAGGUGAAUGAAUAUGCUGAGAACAUUGAAGCUGUUGCUGCCAAGUUAGCUGUGCCCAUGUCUGAUAUGCAUACACCCGAGGAACCUGUGGGUGAGACUUCCAGCAGUGGAACUCCUAAAGCAGAAGAAAGUGUGAAUUCUGCUUCUGAAGGAUUGAGAAGAAGAUUUGGGGUCCAUUCAAACAAUGAGGAGAGAUCUCGAGAUACCAUUGAUUCUGAUCAAUCAUCAGCUGCAGUCAAACUGGAUGAUGCUGCACGGACACAUAUUGAGAAGCAUAGGAAACUUCAGGAGGAUUUGACUGAUGAAAUGGUUGUUUUGGCACGGCAGCUCAAAGAGAGCAGUCUCAUGAUGAAUCAAUCCAUCAAAAAUACCGAGAAAAUACUCGAUUCAACUGAGAAAGCAGUUGAGCAUAGCCUGGCAAGUACAGGGCAUGCAACUUCCAGAGCUAUGGACGUCUAUUCUCGGAGUUUCAAGACUACAUGCUUCCAGUGGCUUUUGAUUUUUGUCAUGACAUUAGUCUUUGUCAUGGUUGUAUUACUUAUUCGAGUCACUUAGCACUUAGCAGCCAACACCUUUGUUACUGGAGAUAUAACACACAACUCUUGCCUUUUCCCCAUCUGUGUAUAGUACCAGAACAUACCUCAUUAUUAGGGACAGGCAAAACCACCUGCAUUACUCUCCUUUAAUUUUAUUCAAGUUUAACUCCAUAUGCUUUAUGUUGGAUAUAUUAUUGGUUGUUUUUAUUA
This is a messenger RNA of Solanum stenotomum, 1335 nucleotides long. RefSeq lists its product as uncharacterized. Gene Ontology annotation, cellular component: endoplasmic reticulum; SNARE complex. Gene Ontology annotation, biological process: retrograde vesicle-mediated transport, Golgi to endoplasmic reticulum. NCBI's taxonomy places the organism in Eukaryota, Viridiplantae, Streptophyta, Magnoliopsida, Solanales, Solanaceae. Gene Ontology annotation, molecular function: SNAP receptor activity. The record is from RefSeq and is a predicted model, not a curated record. The coding region runs from base 425 to 1144 and encodes 239 amino acids. The transcript has 8 exons.